Molecule: messenger RNA, 348 nt
Organism: Strongylus vulgaris
Lineage: Eukaryota; Metazoa; Nematoda; Chromadorea; Rhabditida; Strongylidae
Source: the annotation of a GenBank genome assembly
AUGAACAUUGAGGAUAUUGUGCCAGAAUUAUUUGGCGAAAAGCGUGUUUAUUACUGUCAACGAUGCCUCAAUCAUGGACUGCGAGAGAAAAGGAAAAAUCAUAAGCAAAAUUGCGCCUUCAGCACCUGUCAAUGUCCAGAUUGUAUACUCAUGCAGCCCUUAGAAUAUGCUAAGAUUAGCAGUACGAUGGUAGAGCGAAGGCGUGAGUUAAACAGUCGUCUUGUGCAGAUUGAAGGGGAGCCGGGAAAUCAAAAUUCAGUUGAAUCGACAUGCAGCGUUGAGGAGAAUGGAGGAAAAGCGAAAGGCAAAUUCAAAAAGACGUAUAUCAUGAUUUUUGAUAAAAGCUGA